Eublepharis macularius is the source of this 1413-nucleotide messenger RNA. RefSeq names its product neuropilin and tolloid like 2 (gene NETO2). The transcript has 7 exons. The coding region runs from base 244 to 1413 and encodes 389 amino acids. Lineage: Eukaryota; Metazoa; Chordata; Lepidosauria; Squamata; Eublepharidae. Gene Ontology annotation, molecular function: protein binding. The record is from RefSeq and is a predicted model, not a curated record.
CACUUUACAUCGCCGAAUUUCCCUAAUUUGUAUCCACCCAACCAGGAAUGUGUCUUUAUUUUAGAAGCUGCCCCACGCCAAAGAAUAGAGCUCACCUUUGAUGAACCGUACUAUAUCGAGCCCUCCUUUGAAUGUCGGUUUGAUCACCUGGAGGUUCGAGAUGGACCUUUUGGCUUCUCCCCACUUAUUGAUCGCUACUGUGGUCCAAAAAGUCCUGCCUUAAUUAGAUCUACAGGGAGGUUUAUGUGGAUAAAGUUUACAUCGGACGAGGAGAUAGAAGGAGGGGGAUUUAAAGCAAAAUAUUCAUUCAUACCAGAUCCUGACUUUACUUACCUAGGAGGCAUUUUAAAUCCUAUCCCAGACUGCCAGUUUGAGCUCUCUGGAGCUGAUGGGAUAGUGCGUUCCGGUCAAGUAGAACAGGAAGAGAAAACAAAGCCCGGGCAAGCAGUUGACUGCAUAUGGACAAUUAAGGCUACUCCAAAUGCCAAGAUUUAUUUGAGGUUUCUAGACUACCAAAUGGAGCAUUCAAAUGAAUGCAAGAGAAACUUUGUGGCCGUGUAUGAUGGAAGCAGUUCUAUUGAGAACUUGAAAGCAAAGUUUUGCAGCACCGUGGCAAACGAUGUGAUGCUUCAGACCGGAAUUGGGGUGGUACGGAUGUGGGCCGAUGAAGGCAGUCGACUGAGCAGAUUCAGAAUGCUCUUCACAUCUUUUGUGGAUCCUCCCUGCUCAGGCAGUACCUACUUUUGCCAUAGCAACAUGUGCAUCAAUAAUUCUCUUGUCUGCAACGGCAUUCAGAACUGUGCAUAUCCUUGGGAUGAAAACCAUUGCAAAGAAAAGAAGAGAACGGGACUGUUCGAGCAAAUCACCAAAACCCAUGGAACAAUAAUCGGGAUUACUUCAGGAGUCGUCUUGGUUCUUCUCAUCAUUUCCAUCCUGGUGCAGGUCAAGCAGCCGAGGAAGAAGGUCAUGGCUUGCAAAACCACUUUCAACAAAACGGGCUUCCAGGAGGUGUUCGAUCCGCCUCAUUACGAACUCUUCUCGUUGAGAGACAAAGAGAUUUCCGCCGACUUGGCUGACCUGUCUGAAGAACUUGAAAACUACCAGAAAAUGAGGCGCUCUUCGACGGCUUCAAGAUGUAUUCACGACCACCACUGUGGCUCCCAAGCUGCUACUGUAAAGCAAAGCAGGACCAACCUCAGUUCGAUGGAACUUCCUUUCCGCAAUGAUUUUGCACAGCCUCAGCCCAUGAAGACCUUUAAUAGCACCUUCAAAAAAAGUAGUUACACGUUCAAACAGGCUCACGAGUGCCCGGAACAGGUCAUAGAAGACAGGGUGAUGGAAGAGAUUCCGUGUGAAAUCUAUGUGCGGGGUCGAGAAGAUGCAGCACAGGGUUCCUUAUCCAUUGACUUCUAG